Messenger RNA from Caenorhabditis angaria, 260 nucleotides. NCBI's taxonomy places the organism in Eukaryota, Metazoa, Nematoda, Chromadorea, Rhabditida, Rhabditidae. The record is from the annotation of a GenBank genome assembly.
AUGAGGAAAAUUUUCGAAAAUCAUCGGGAAAAGGUUGGGAAUAUCGAUUGGAAAAUCAAUAUCAGUAAGGAAAAAUUUAUUUUCAAAAAAAAAUUCAAAUAUUUGCAGUUGCCGCCAAUUCACACGUGGCAAAAAGUCUGCGACCUGUGAUAAACAUCAAAAUGCCCGGAACAAAUGAGGAUUUCGAGUUCGAUUUGGACACUUUUGCACAAUUUCGACUGCAAUUGGCGCAUGCUGUCAAAAAUACGGUGCAUAAAUGA